Amborella trichopoda is the source of this 2102-nucleotide messenger RNA. Its product is annotated as Transducin/WD40 repeat-like superfamily protein. The record is from RefSeq and is a predicted model, not a curated record. Gene Ontology annotation, cellular component: small-subunit processome; Pwp2p-containing subcomplex of 90S preribosome. Lineage: Eukaryota; Viridiplantae; Streptophyta; Magnoliopsida; Amborellales; Amborellaceae. Gene Ontology annotation, biological process: rRNA processing. Gene Ontology annotation, molecular function: protein binding.
GGUUUCAGGAAACGAAAAUUUUUGAGACAGAGCAAACUAGGGUUUUACGGGCAUUUUUCCGUUCGUUCUCUCUCACCCUCUGCGAGCAAGAGCUAGAGGAACCUGUGCGAGCAAGAGCAACCCCAGAGCGAGCAAGAGCAGCAACCUCUCAAUCAGCACUGCAGGAGCACUAGUCAGUGGUGAAAAUGAGUUUUAUUUCCCAGAAUGUUUCCUCAAAAAAUCGUCCUGAUAAAAGAAAUGCGGAGGAAAGUGGGUCAAAUGUGGAGAAGGAAAAUGGGUCUUUAACUGUGAGAGAUGGUGAGGAAAAAGAAAAUGUGUACGAAACUGAUAUGGGUAGCUUGAAAAAUGCGAAGAGAAGAAAAACUGAGGAAAGAAGUCUUCGGGAGAAGAAUGAAGCCAAGAGGCUCGAGGAGUUCCUCUUUGGAUCCCUUUAUGCUCCUCUGGAGUUUGGAAAUGAAGAAAAAGAGGAAAUUACAGAUACAAAGGAAGAAGCAGGAGCUUUUCUAAUUAUGGACAAGUCUCGAGAGGCUUAUGAUCUGGUACCUAAGGAUAUCUUGGAAGCCCAACCAAUAAAAGGAGAGAGAAAACCUGCCUGGACAGACGAAUCCGAAGCAAAUACAGAGAUUGAUUUAGCAAAAGUAAGUAGGCUGAGGAAAUUGAGAAGAGAAGCCCAUGAGAUUGUGAUUUCGGGGGCUGAUUAUGUUUCAAGGUUGAGGUCUCAGCACACAAAACUGAAUCCUGGAACUGAGUGGGCUCAACUUGGUAGAAUGAAACUGAGCCAUGGUGAAGAUUCUGAUGAUGAAGAUGAUGAGGGGUUUGAGGUGGCACAAGGUUACUCUGAGGAAGAUAAUGAUAUUUUAAGGACAAGUGAAGAUCUUGUGGUGAAGGAUGGAACAAAGCUAUUGCCUGGAAUUCUUGAGUUUUCAAGGCUUAGUAAUGCAAAUGCUGAGGACCCAUCAAAUGCCCCCAUCCAUUCGGUCGAGUUCCAUAGAAAUGCCCAACUGUUACUCACUGCUGGAUUAGAUAGAAGAGUGAGGUUCUUUCAAAUUGAUGGGAAAAGAAACCCUAAGAUACAAAGCAUAUUUAUAGAAGAUUGUCCAAUCCGAAAGGCAGGUUUCUUGCCUGAUGGAUCACAGGCAAUAAUAUCUGGAAGAAGGAAGUUCUUUUACAGCUUGGACAUCGUGAAUGCAAAGCUAGAUAAGAUAGGUCCUUUGAUAGGUAGAGAGGAAAGGAGCCUAGAAAACUUUGAAAUCUCACCUGAUUCAAGCACCAUUGCGUUUUUGGGUCGUGAAGGCUACAUUCUCUUGGUUUCAUCGAAAACAAAGCAGUUGAUAGGGACACUGAAAAUGAAUGGGACUUCUCAUGCUUUGGCCUUUGCUGAUGAUGGGAGGCAGCUCUUGAGCACAGGUGGUGAUGGGCAUAUUUACCAUUGGGAUCUCAGAAUGAGGAGGUGUUUCCAUAAGGGUGUUGAUGAGGGAUGUGUUAAUGGAACUGCUAUUAGUGCUUCUCCAAAUAGUAAGUUGUUUGCUGCUGGUUCAGAUAGCGGAAUUGUGAAUGUUUAUGAUAGAGAAGACUUUCUUGGAGGCAAGAGAAAGCCAUUAAAGGCUAUAACCAAUUUAACAACAAGGGCGGAUGUUUUGAAAUUUAACUGUGAUUCUAGGGUUUUGGCUAUUUGUUCAAAGAUGAAGAAGAAUGGCUUGAAACUUGUUCAUGUUCCAUCUUUGAGUGUGUUUUCAAAUUGGCCUGCUCCAAAUAGUACUUUACACUUUCCGAGCUGCCUGGACUUCAGUCCGGGUGGGGGUUUUAUGGCAGUCGGAAACAGUGGAGGGAAAGUUUUCCUGUACAAGCUCCACCAUUAUCAACAUGCCUGAGUGGACCCUAAUGGAUUGGGGCAUCUUUGUAAUGUACUUUCUAACUUGCGGAAUCAAAUGUUUCACUUAUCAAGUGAGCUAUUUCGUUCUCUUCUUUUGAUUCGAUUUGCACCUAGCUGGAGUUGUGGCUUAAUUAUUUUGGAAUAUGAUGAAAGUUUAAAUUGCCCAAAUUUAUUUAUUUAUUUUCUAGAAUGUUUAACUUUUGUAUUAUGGAAGUUAAGUUUUUUAUUA